GCACGUAGUCGGUGGUAGUACGCAUGUGCGAACAGGAAGUAUCAUGGCUGCCUGGCUUUAUAUGUAACGUGCAGAGAUUGCGAACUAUUUACGCCUAAAUAACGCCCUUACUGUACAACUUAAUAGUACUGAAGAAUAAUACAGAAUAUUACAGAUAAAUUCACCAAUGGCGGACUGUAGCGACUUGGACAGACAAAUUGAAAAGCUCAGGAACUGCGAACUGAUCACAGAAAAGGAAGUGAAACAGCUAUGUGCAAAAGCCAGAGAAAUCCUAGUUGAAGAAAGUAAUGUACAAAGAGUAGACUCACCAGUUACAGUCUGUGGGGAUAUACAUGGGCAAUUCUAUGAUUUAAAGGAACUUUUUAAGGUUGGAGGCGAUGUUCCAGACACAAAUUACCUCUUUAUGGGCGAUUUUGUAGAUAGAGGUUUUUACAGCGUUGAAACAUUUUUACUUCUGUUAGCACUUAAGGUUCGUUAUCCAGACAGAAUAACUCUUAUUAGGGGAAAUCAUGAAAGCAGACAAAUUACACAGGUUUAUGGGUUUUAUGAUGAAUGUCUAAAGAAGUAUGGCUCAAUAACAGUGUGGAGAUACUGUGCAGAAAUCUUUGACUACCUCAGCUUAUCGGCCAUUAUUGACAACAGAGUCUUCUGUGUACAUGGUGGUCUAUCGCCAUCAAUAAGCACUUUGGACCAGAUUCGCAGCAUUGACAGAAAACAGGAGGUCCCCCAUGAUGGCCCUAUGUGUGACCUGUUAUGGUCUGACCCUGAAGACAUCCAGGGGUGGGGCGUUAGUCCAAGAGGCGCAGGUUACCUGUUCGGCAGUGAUGUAGUAGCUCAGUACAAUGCAGCCAAUGACAUUGACCUGAUUUGCCGAGCUCAUCAACUUGUUAUGGAAGGCUACAAAUGGCACUUUAACGAGACUGUUCUUACUGUCUGGUCAGCUCCUAACUACUGUUACAGAUGCGGCAAUGUGGCAGCAAUCCUGGAACUUGACGAACACCUGAAAAGGGAAUUCACGAUAUUUGAAGCCGCACCCCAAGAUGUACGAGGGACGCCCUCGAUCGCCAAGAAGCCAUCUGCAGACUACUUCCUAUAAGACAUAAACACACUUGAAGCAAAUAUCGAGAAGCCAUUGGCACCUGAAUAUGCAGGUUGUCAGAAGGAACUCACCCCUCCUUGGGUGACUUCGAACUCGAAACAUUCGUCGCUCUGAGCUCUAAUGAGACGUCUAAUUUUAGAAUUCAUUUUCACAAGAACCCAAAUUUUAGUCUCUAAACUGUAUUUGUGAAUUGGGAAUUGGAUCCGUGGAAAUGACUACGUUCAACAGAAUUUUGGAUACUAGUCUAGAGAAAUACAUUUCUUUAGAAUUUGUUUUUGCUUGAUUUCGUAUAUAUACUUACCAAUCUUAGCAUCAGAACAUUUCUUUAACUUAUAUCCAUAAUAUUUCUCGUCCGCCAUUUUUUGAGGUGGGUUGAUUUUUACAAUCAAUGUUUACAGCUAUUUUUUAUCAAAUAAGGAACUACUUGGGUCAAAGUGUACUCGAAACUACAGAUAUUGACAAUUCGUUUGCCACAUUUGAAUAUCAACCAGCAAUAUACUUGCUUGCAAUGGUGGAGAACCCGACAAGGAAAAAUGUACAUUCUCUUGAUUAGCCCAAACAUGGCGGCCAGUGCUGCCCUGCUGCAAACCAAGAAUUCCAAUCCUUGUAAUCAAGUGUCCUCGUCUUUUGUACCAACACUGCAGAUCUAUGUAAAUUUAUUUGUAUGUAAUAAAGGGUUUUAACGAAA
Nematostella vectensis (starlet sea anemone) is the source of this 1787-nucleotide messenger RNA. RefSeq names its product serine/threonine-protein phosphatase 4 catalytic subunit. The transcript is spliced from 13 exons. Lineage: Eukaryota; Metazoa; Cnidaria; Anthozoa; Actiniaria; Edwardsiidae. Gene Ontology annotation, cellular component: cytoplasm; nucleus. Gene Ontology annotation, molecular function: protein serine/threonine phosphatase activity. The coding region runs from base 167 to 1096 and encodes 309 amino acids. Gene Ontology annotation, biological process: double-strand break repair via homologous recombination; peptidyl-serine dephosphorylation. The record is from RefSeq and is a predicted model, not a curated record.